This is a messenger RNA of Diachasmimorpha longicaudata, 6116 nucleotides long. RefSeq names its product protein phosphatase Slingshot (gene ssh). Gene Ontology annotation, cellular component: cytoplasm. Lineage: Eukaryota; Metazoa; Arthropoda; Insecta; Hymenoptera; Braconidae. The record is from RefSeq and is a predicted model, not a curated record. The transcript has 7 exons. Gene Ontology annotation, biological process: protein dephosphorylation; actin cytoskeleton organization; negative regulation of actin filament polymerization. Gene Ontology annotation, molecular function: protein tyrosine/serine/threonine phosphatase activity; actin binding. Bases 537 to 3932 code for a protein of 1131 amino acids.
CCCACCAGUCGUCACACUGCUGUCGUAGUGAUCGGACGCGUUUCUAUUUCGUUUUUCAUUAUCAUCAUCGAAAGACAAUUAAACGUCACCCAACAAUCGAGUAAAACAAUUCAUCAGAUAAAUUGAAAAAUCUGCCGGCUAAUUAUAUUCUGGAAGGACUGGUUUAGAAAGUCUGAAGAAAUUUUUUUUUUCCACUGUAUCGCAAUUUCCCCUGUUUUCCUAUUUUUAUAGACAUCGGCUUUAUUUUUAAAAUAGAGAGCUCAAUGCCUGUCAUUGUUGAUGUGUCAGCUGCCAGUCGAUGCUAAUCAUUGGGCGGUUGGCCAAAAUUUUAUUUCAAAUUCGCUUCGAUAUGAUCCAAUAUGAUUGGCUCCGAGAAUUUAGCGAGUUACGAUGAUGUGACGCCAUGUUCUAGUGUCUAUUCAACCACGUGGGGAAAUAAUCUUUAUUGAUUCGGUGGAGAUUUAUACGUUUGGCAUUGGCUGCUACUGGUGUGAUGAUGAGACAGUGAUUUGUGACUUGUUGACUUGAGAGUAUUAAUGGUUUUUCAAAAUAUUGAAAUGAGGAAUCCCGGAUUCCUCCUGGAGGAUCCAAGACACGGUUAUGCACAAUAUAUCAGUUUAAGCGAAUGCUACUUUGCGGGAAAAGGAGCAGCGCUGAUACUCCCCCCGACUGAACGUGCAAGACCAUCACGUCGUGUCUCAGCAGCAGGAUGCGAUAUACAGCAGCAUCUCCAGUCAAUGUUUUGGCUGCUGCGACCCGAGGAAACCCUAAAAAUGGCUGUUAAAUUGGAAUCAGUUCAUCCGGGAAGAACGCGUUACCUUGUCGUUGUUUCAUGCAAUGGUAACCAGGAUGCAGAGGAGAGCUGCCUCCUUGGUAUUGAUUGUCAUGCACAGGCGACCGUUGGGCUCGUUCUACGAGUGCUCGCCGACACGGCUAUAACCCUCGACGGUGACGGGGGAUUCAGCGUCAGUGUGUGCGGACGACAACACAUCUUCAAACCCGUCUCGGUACAGGCCAUGUGGUCAGCACUGCAGACUCUCCACAAAGUCUCGAGCAAAGCGAGGGAGCAGAAUUAUUUUUCUGGUGGUUUGUCACACGAUUGGGUCAGCUACUAUGAGCAACGUAUCGCGAGUGAUCGCUCGUGUCUCAACGAGUGGAAUGCCAUGGAUAGUCUUGAGUCCAGGAGGCCACCAUCGCCGGACAGUGUCCGCACGAAACCCAGAGAACGCGAAGAAACUGAACGGGUGAUCCGUGCGACACUGAAGGAGAUAAUGAUGUCAGUGGAUCUCGACGAAGUGACAUCCAAGUACAUCCGUGGGAGGCUCGAGGAGCAGUUGGAUAUGGAUCUAGUUGAAUUCAAACCAUUCAUCGAUCAGGAGAUGCUGAUUAUUCUCGGUCAGAUGGAUGCGCCCACAGAGAUAUUCGAUCACGUGUACUUGGGAAGCGAAUGGAACGCCAGUAAUCUCGAGGAGUUGCAGAAAAAUGGCGUUCGUCACAUUCUCAACGUAACCCGAGAAAUCGAUAACUUCUUCCCAGGAAUGUUCAACUACCUCAACGUAAGAGUCUACGAUGAUGAGAAAACAGAUCUCCUGAAGCACUGGGACGAUACCUUCAAGUACAUCUCCAAAGCCCGAAAAGAGGGCUCAAAAGUCCUUGUUCACUGUAAAAUGGGUGUCUCUCGUUCAGCAUCAGUGGUGAUAGCCUACGCCAUGAAGGCCUACAACUGGGACUUCUCCCAAGCGUGGAAGCACGUGAAAAAUAAACGCAACUGCAUAAAGCCCAACUCCUCGUUUCUCUCGCAAUUGGAGACUUACCAGGGAAUUUUAGACGCCAUGAAGAACAAGGAGAAACUCCAGCGUUCGAAGUCUGAUACUAAUUUGAAAUCCCCGACUCGCCUCCAUCGUUCGAAGACGAAUCCUGAUGAUGAGAAAACACCCCAUCCCAUCCUGACAUCAUCCUCAGGGACCUAUCUCAAGAAAAGAGGCCAGAGGCCGAAGAGUUGGUCGCCCCACGUGGAGCUGCAGGAUAUACUCCCCGCAGUUACCCUGUCCCAAUCACUGGAGAAUAUUGACAAGACAUCGGGAGUAUCACGAGAGGACUUGCUAAGGCCCCAAGGCGCUCAAAAGCAGGGAAAUGUCCUCUGUCUGAUGCCCUGCGUCAAUGGCCAGUCUUACAGCGUCUCUCAGAAUCAAAUUGUCCACCUGGAGGGAUCGGAAACCCCAACAACAACCUCCAAGAUUCCCAAGAAGUUCGCUUAUUUCAACAAAUCUCCACAGGGACAAAAACGUCGAGGAUUGGUUCUCAACCUCACUAAUCAGUUCGAGGCAGCUGGCAGCAAGCCCGGCACCCCCGAGGACUCACAGGGAUCACCAGAGGGUGAUCAGAAGCCUCUCCAAAGGGAGAACUCCCAGAGAAGUCUGCCAGGAAAUCAACUUAGUGAUGAUAAAAACGUUAAAAUCAUUCUGAAUAAUGAAAUUAACGACUCCAAGAGAUUAGACGUGUCUCAGAAGUGGUGCAACAACACCAGAAGGCCCUCGAAGCAAGAGAGAAUCUCACCAACUGGUGGUGAUAAACAAAAACAAGAGCAGAAGGAUAAGAGUGAAAAUUGGGAGAAGCCUCAGAAGAGGAAAUUGAAGAAGGAGGAUCCAUUUUCAGCUCAUGUAGAUAAGGUUUUCGAUAGGGAGGAGCGACGUGAUCCCUCGAGGGAGUCACCCAGUCGUCAGAGCUCGUGGAGUUCUUAUGAUUCAGCUGUGGGCUUGGACACGAGUGUCUACACUUCCUGGAGUACUUUGCCAUCCAGGAACAGCUCCUGGGGAUCUUAUGACAUGAGGGGAGAUCCGAGGGAUCCUCUGGGGUCGAGUGGACUCUUCCCUUAUGACAGGGAAGAAAUUCCCUGGCAUCCGGGAACCGUCAAGAGGACGAAACAAAAACUGGAGGAGGGUAACGUCAAAAGGGUGUGCACGCAGGUGGAGGAUGACAAGAGGGAUGAGGUGUCCAGUACUGAUGGACUUCAGGAAGAUAUAAUGGGCUUCAGGGGUUCACCGACUCUUGGCAGACGAGGGGGUGGCAAGGGAGAGAGGCUGGCAGAGGGCUCUAGGGGAAUUGAGAUCAAGGAGAGUUUGAAUCAUCAGGCUGAUAGACUCUCCACGUCAGCCCCAGUGCCCUCCUCCCUCUUGGAACAUAAUGCCAUCGGUACCCUCAGGACCUGUAGAUCUGAGAGCGAGACAUCCAAUCAGGUAGUGGACACCACCCAGUGUCCGUCAGUCAAGCACCAUAAGAUGAUUCUUGAGAACUUGAGCAACAAAACGAAGAGAUGUUUUCCUGGUGAAGACUCGCCUGAAGUGAUCUCCUCCUCCUCCUCAUCCUCCUCCUCGUCGGAGGGCCACCGAGGUAUCCCUGGGAUUGUCAAGAAUCUCAAGAAGGAAUUCGAGGCGAAAUCCACCAGGUUCGAGCGCUCACCUGAGGGUACCGACGAGGAAAAGUGGUCCAGAAAAGAGGGAAAAACAAAAGUCCGAAGUCUUCCAUCAUCACCAGUCAUUGCUCACAACGACGGAAAAAUUCGUGUCAAUGUGGACGGAGAGGAAAGCCAUGGGAAGUCUGUGCUCAAGAGUAAUGAGGACCUCUCGGUGAGGGUUCUCGUUGAUAAAUAUGAGAAGCCUGGGGUGAAAAUGCGAGGGGAGGUCCACCCUCCAGCCAGGAGUAAAAUUGCAACUCAUGAAUUUGCUAGACGAUCAGCACCCGUUACCAUGACGUCUACGAGCUUCAUGGAGGAAGGGGAGAGAGGGAGGCCGCCUGUUGGGGGCUGCCAGGGGGUCAUCGCGACGGUUGUGGCGCAGGCUGCUAGCAAGAAACAGCAGCAGCAUGGGAGGACUCAUCCACUUGCUAGGCUGCAGGUCCGGCCUAGGCUGGGGCCUCUGUAUAAUACAAUGUAAAGGGAGGAGGAUCUUUAUAUAAGAUACCGAUGAAGGUCCGUGGGGUUGUUUAUGACUGAAGACCUCUUGAUUCUAGUAUUUUCAUCGGUUUGGGUUGGCUUCAAGGAUUCGAAAGAACUCUGAGGGAAUUCGAACACGUGUGGAGUAUAAAAAUGGUGAAUUUAGGGCCAAAGGAAUGGGAAAAUGAACGGCUGCUUCACUAAUUUCUGCAUUCUCUAAAGACUGAAUUAAAUUAAUGAGAGAUGAUGAGAAGAAAAUCAGUAAUAUGGAGAAAUAUUUUCUGAAGUCGAUGUGGAAAUGCAACCAUCGCGGAAGACGUGUGGUAUCCAAUCAAGAUGACAGCGUUCACAUCAAAUUAUCUCUACUUUCUUUAAUUCAAUUACUAGGGAGUCAAUAAAUUUUCCAAGCUGUUCUCACAAUUUUUUCAUGACUUUUGACUGGAAAAUUCAUGAUUUGAAGAUUUUUCAAGUUCUGAGAAGGAAGUUUUCAUUAAACAAGGGAACAAGAUAAAACAGGCAUCUUAUAUUAAGAGUCGACUGUUAAAUCUUCUAAACCUCAGACUCACGUCAACCAAAAUUUUAGAAAAAAAAUUGAACCAGUGUUCUUGAGAAAGGGAGGAGACUUACUGUCUGUGUGAUCUCUUCAGCGCCAUUUUAUUAAUGCACGAAUACUCAAGUACGGAGGGUCCACACACUAGUCCAUUCAUUAGUCAAGUGGAAAAUAAAACGAGUCGCUCUCUUUGCAAAAAAAAAAAAUCCAAAAUCGAUCUAGUGGGUGGACCAGGAAAGGAGAAGUACCUUUCGCUUAUAAUUUUUUUUCUCCGAUUUUAUUCAUUAUUUUUUACUACUCACUGAGUCUCAAUCCCUCACACUAAAUGGUUGGAUUUUAAGGGUUAAGACGCGUACAAUUGGAUUUAUCAAAUUAACAAAUUGAAAUAAUUCGUGAGCACUCGGUCAGGCUGUGAACGAUACGUCUGGGGCUCGCACCACGUGAUGAGAUAUCCAUAAAUUAUCUUUUAAUUUUGAAGUGUACGAUUAAAAUUUUAGUUAAACAAAGAAAUUUAAUGAGACUCGAGUGAUGGCAAAAUGAGUGAUUGAAGAAUCGUUAAAAAAAAUUUCAAAUUAUUUAUAGUGAAUAAUAAUUGUGAUCAGAUGUACUUGAAAGUGCUCGUGCGAGCAUAUGUUAGUCUUUUUUUCAAUUUUUUUUAAGCUUGAAAAGAAAAAAAUGUAAGAUUGAAUGAAAAUAAUUCGUGUAAAUAGGAGCGAAUGUGAUUGUUAUCACUUACUCUUUAUACUCUUUAGAUUAAUUAUGAUUGUCGUGAAAAAAUGGCUUUCGUGUUGAUAAAAAAAAACAAUUGUAUAGAUGUCCGUAGCAGAGAAUGAAAAUGGAAAAAAUGCUUAGUCGAUUUAAAACAUGACAUUUUUUUGUUUAAAUUAAUAAAUUAGAGAAAAUUGAACGACGUACAAUCUUUCCUAAGAAAAGGUAGAGGAAUAUUUUUCGAUGACAUAUCAAGAUUCCUUUUUCUUUCUUUUUUAAUGCGAAAAAAAUGAAGAAAUACAAUCGAAGAUGAAUUCUGAAAUAAUUUAAGCACACAUGGAUAGAUGGACUAUAUUUUACUACAAAAAAAUAGAAGAACCUAAUAAUAUUGAUUUUUUCAAAACCAAAAAAAUAACCCGCUGGGAGCAAAAAUGGUGUAACAAAAAGUCAUUUCAAGAGAUUGUCUUUGUGAAGAGCAAACAUUUUGAGAUGCGCCCUCAUGGACUCAACCACUACAUUUUUUUGUACCCUAAAAGCAAUUUUCUCUUUUUAUAACGAUUUUUUUCUCCUUUUAUUUUUGUUGUAAUCACUUGAACAGACACUAUUCGGCUACGUCUGUUGUCGACUGAUUAGUUUAAGUAGUUUGUCGCAAUUGAUUUUUUUUCGAUUCAUAUCGUUUCUCUCAAUUCGUUUUAAUUUUUUUAUGAGACCCACCAAUGAAGAGGAAUAGAUAAAAUGGGAUAGAUGAUUUCAAGUUGAUAAUGCGUGUGUGAGGGGAGAUAUUAUUUCUCUGCCAAAGGAUUAUGGAAAUUUAAUAGAGUGAAGGGAGAGAGUGAGAUGGAGAUAAGUGAUGAAAAAAAAAUACCGUGCGUUGUUCUGUAUAAAUUUUGUACCAUAGUUUGUAUGAAAUAAAGAAAAAUGAAAAUA